This is a messenger RNA of Pyricularia oryzae 70-15, 3798 nucleotides long. RefSeq lists its product as uncharacterized. The transcript is spliced from 2 exons. Lineage: Eukaryota; Fungi; Ascomycota; Sordariomycetes; Magnaporthales; Pyriculariaceae. Bases 1504 to 3078 code for a protein of 524 amino acids. Gene Ontology annotation, molecular function: protein binding. The record is from RefSeq and is a predicted model, not a curated record.
CAGCAGUCGUAGCAGCCCAGCACACACACACACACACACACCCCUUUUCCACAAGUUUAACCCACCCCCAUCCACCCCAUCCCCGUUUUCGUCCCACGAGCGCUGCCUUUUUCUAUCAGACAGACAGAUCCCACCACAAAUGCCAAUCAAAGGUCCAACUCAAACCGAAAAAAAAACCAAAAACCAAAAAAAAACCCCAAGACACAUGUGUCCGUUCAGAUAACGAGCGCUGUUGUAACUGCAGUGUGUGCGUGUGAUUGAUUGCUUGUGAGCUCUCCUGCAGUCAAUCAAUCAACAAUCUCGCAUCUUAAAGCAGCUGAAUUAUAAGUCAGUCUACUGAGUACUGCCAGCAGCCGCCCGAUUUAUGCUGGAUCCCCACCCAUUACCCGUACCGACCCAAUAAUCACCGUUGUACCGCCGGGCGCGCACUCCAUUCACUCGUUAUCUUGGGUGCCUCAACUCUCUCUAGUCUCUGCCCUUUUUCCUUAUUCUUCAUACCUCUUCUUGUCCUCCGGCCUCUUGGGGUAAUUCGCCAAAGUCACACCAGAACGCACGAAUACAGAGUGCGCAAUCAACCACGCGGCCGAAAGCGAUUCGAUCAAACCGACCCGACGACGUAACGACCGACCGAGCCCGAAUAUUCUUGGCGAGGCAAGAGGAAAGAAAGGGGGAAUCUGGGGAAAGAUCGUGAGAUCCACUGCGUGACAGUCCAGGCCCUAGAUCAAUCUAUUUAGCCGACGAUAAACCUACCCAGGCCUGUCGUCCUCAGUCGGCCGCUAUCGCCCCAUUUCCCUCACAACCUGGCGGCAUCUUCUUGAAGUGACCCGACUCAACGAGCCUGCACGACUAGGUACCUAUCUGAGGCUAUCUGAGGCAGCUAUCAAUCUAUCGUGUGUGCGACUUUGGCCUCUGUCAUCUCAUCCACAACUAUCGCACAGACAUUAAUCAAACGAAGCGGUUCGACAAACGCGAUCCACGGCUCUCGGUUCUGUCAAUCGUUACACGCGCACUCGUUUAAUAUUCCUUCGACCCUUGCUUCAGCCCGACUUUCUUCGCUCCCAGUCGCCUACUUGGAGCAGGACUCCCUUUGGUUGGGAAGUAUCUUGUCCAGCUAGCCAGGACAAGAAUCAUCGGCUGCAAGAGUAGAUUCUACUCAAGCCAGAAACCAAAGGGUCUGAGCCCGGAGAAGAUCUUGACACACCUGAUCACGGUGACUACGGGACCCAUACACAACGUGUGUUCAUCGUUCCGCCGGCGCACCACGUUCCAGUUCUUCACACUCGUUCAUCCAGUUGUCCCUUAUCGACUCGCAGCUCCAGUACGAAGUCCCGAUUGUCAGAUGCUCAAAUAUGCUUGAGUUGAGACCCGCGACAUCCAUCAUUACAUACGGUCCAACUGUCGAGUUCUGGGUCACUCGAUAACGGACUUUUCGGGCCCAAUAAUCAGCCAGUUCUUCGCUUCUCCCCCCUCUCCACGUCUUCAAGGCGCCGCAUAUUCGACACCAUGGCAACCCCACGGCAUAUCUCUGCGGAUCAUUUACAUAUAACCGAGUUCGCAUCUCGCACAUAUUUCGACAAGCUCAACCAGGAGAACAAGUCGAAUACUGCUCAUGAAACGCAGACUUCCCAGCCUGGAGCCUCAAUAGCACAAUCGGAAUUUAUAUUACCUCUGCGGCAACAAAAGACUUUUGAUUCCCUAGAAGCUGGGCACCUCGAUGCGCCUAAGAAGAAGAAGGCAUUUAGGUUCUGGCCCUCGAAACAUGCUGCCCCGUCCACGGUCGGCCCCGGCUCCAGCUUGAGCCAACUAUCUGCCGAUGGCUCAAGAUCAAGCCUACCGUUUGAUCAACUUUUUAUCGCAUUACCCGUCGAGUUGCAGGUUGAAAUCGUCGCUUCGUUGCCACUUUCCGACAUCUUGAAUCUCAGGUUAGCGUCUCGGGCGUGGCAUAGCAUGAUCACAUUAAACGAGGUGCCGAUUGCCAGGUAUCACCUGGAGAAUAACACCCCCGCAUACGCCAAGAGACUGUAUCCAUUGCCUGAAGGCGCAAAGCCAAACUUGCACCAUCUCUGCGGAAUAUGGCACCGCCUCCACGUGGCGGCCAAAUUGGCAUAUUUUAUUUGCGAAAGGGUGACCAAGGAGAUCUUCUUGAGGGUUACCGAGAUGGAGAGGCGGGAAUUUGCGCCUUCAUGGGAGCGCAUGCGGCGGCGUCUCAUACCGCUCAUCUUUACUAUUUUCCAUUUUUUCGAGACGUACAGGGAACGGCAUCUCCAAUAUCUUAUUGAUAACAAGGGAGUCGGCUUACGUCAUACACCAUAUACACUCAACCCUAUCGAGGUCGAGGUUAUGAACAUGUAUGAUGAUCGUACACUGCUCCACGUACAUCAGGUUUUUCCUCUGGUGAUUUCGUCAUUCUGCAGAAGAUUACGACCUCCAUCAUACGUCGGUAGGGUCGAGCGGACUGUCAGAGGUUAUCUCAGGGAAAAGCCUGCGGAUGAGGUCCAUGUUGCUGCGCUCAUUGUCGGCGGCCUGCGACAGGUUGAAAAGUUUUGGGAGGUCAAGGGGUACAACACUCGACGGACUGUGGUUGAUAAUUGGUACAAGAGCAUCAGCCAACCGACGACGCCCGAACCGACGACAUCAUCCAAAACGAAGCGCAGUUUGAUGGGACUGGGUAGGAAAAAGUCCAUGGCAGCAAUUCCCAAGGACAACAAACCCUGUGAAGGCUACUCAACAGCUGCAUGGGCAUCAACAGACUCGGGAUAUGGUAACCGAAACAACCCGAUCUUUACAACCAGCUUGGCUGGGGGCAUGCCCAUGGCAACUUUACCAUGGGAACACCUGCAGUUGCUGGUUCCGGACCUGCCGCCUCUACAACAGAUGUGGCUCCAGACUGCCGAAGCCUUGAUUCUGGAUCGCAAGAUCGUUCAGCGGCCAGUAGAGAUCAAACGAAACGCGCAAAUGAUGUUGGAGCUCAUCAGCGAGGGUGGCAUGGCAGAGGAGGACCAAUGGUGGUACGGACAAGGGUGUUCAGACUCGAUCAGGCCACCGCUCGAGUCCAUAGAGGACGACCCGCUCGAAUAAGCCCAGGCAAGCUGCGCGCCGAGACGUGACGGCCCUUGUUUCUUUUUCUUUGUUUUCUUUUCUUUUUUUUUUUUUCACGGCCUUACCGACACAAACAUGACUAGUCUUUAUUCUUUCCUUUGUAUGAACAUAAAGCAUUCCAGGAGUUUUCGGUUCCUCACUUCGAAGAAGAGGAUUUAUAUUGCCCUCAGCGUUUUUGGGGCAAAAGGGGAAGGCGCGCGAUUUAUUUAGCGUCAUGCUUCAUUUUCUUUUUCUCUUUUGUCUAUCCAUUUGCAAAAUACCUCUUUUUGUCAUCCUUUACACUUUGCCUUUUUGGCCAUGAAAUAAAUGUGUCUCUUUGUCUCUGAAAUCUUAUGUGUUAUUUAUUAUUUCUUGGACCCAUUGUUUCGUCAGGCACAAUAAGUAGCACGCAAGACGACCUGCAACGUACAUGCUCCAUCGAUGAAAUUCACGGUCGGAUUUCAAGGGCUUUCCAGUUGAGCAAUAAGAUUGAGGCGGAGAGAGCUCUGCGCAACCAGUUGUACAUAAAAUACGUGUACGAAAAAUGGUGUGACGUUUGGGAGUGCUGCAGGCUUUUCACGGUAAAUUCGAAGCAAAGUCAACGCUCAGAUUUUAUAUCUAUGAGAUGCAAAUGUUGUGAGUAGUUUGGCAUCAAGUCGUAACAGGCAUUAUACAAACCCAUCCAAUCAUUAUUAUUAACCCGCUGUUGUCCGUCCGGAU